AGGAUUUCGAGAAAAAUAAUAAUAGAACAUCGUCGAAAUAAUGUUUCCGCGUAUUGACGAUAGAUUCCUGCAUUUCGGGAUACUAUGUCUGCUGUGGAUCGGUUCAAGCAGCCAGCAAGAGGAAGACAUUCCUCACAAUGAAGUGAAAAACUGGGCCUUAAAGUUUGGCGUGGAUUUAUGGGAAUUUGGUAAACAAGCAACAAAAAUGGGCGAGAUACAAAGAAAAUAUCACGAUGUGGAGAGCAACAUUGCAAAAAAAGAUGGUCUUGUUCUUGUUCGGGAGAUGGCCGCAGAAGUGAAAAACAUGAUGGACUUUAAAAUGAACGCCGUAAUGAGAUUAGUGGAGAGUGCCGAACAAGCCGCGGUAGCGGCACCAAGAGAAGGGAAUGUGUCACCUAAAUAUUAUGCCUCGCAUCGGCUUCACAAUUUGGUCAGCGAUGAAAAGGGUUCCGCUGGUACGCAGGAGAUGUUUCUCGCUGCAAAUCGUCACUUUGACCAUUUAGCGGUGAAUGUUACUUUGUCUGCUGUACUCUUGCCAAGUGGAAUUAAAGACAACGAACGUGAUGUUGCAUCAGGCAUUCAAUGGAGUGAAUAUUUAGAUCUCUUGUUUGUUAAUAAUUAUGAAAGUGACCCUACGCUAUCAUGGCAAUAUUAUGGAGCGACAACAGGAUUUUUACGCCGUUUUCCAGCGAUAUCAUGGCCUCCAAUUGAAGGUGUAUUCAGAUUAUCUAAGUACUCUUCACAUCAUCGGCCGGUGCGUGAUGUGUAUGACUUCAGAAUGUCAAAUUGGUUUGUCGGGGCGGCAAAUAGUCCGAGGGAUCUAGCAAUAUUAAUUGAUAGUACGACCUAUACUUCCGACAGAAAUCGACGAUUAACAAUUGCAACGACGAGAGUCAUAUUGGAUACUUUGGGACCGAAUGAUUAUGUCAACGUAUAUCGCUAUGGCGAAAAUGCCGAGGAAAUUGUGCAGUGCUUUAAGGAUAGCUUAGUGCAGGCAUCGCCGGAAAACAUCCACGAAAUGAAGAUAGCGUUGACUUCUGUAAAGCAUGAAGACGCUGCGACCAAUAUUUCGGCUGCAUUGAGUACUGCCUUCGAGAUCCUGCACAAGUACAAUCGUACCGGCCAGGGCAGCCAGUGCAAUCAGGCGAUUAUACUGAUCACUUCCGAUACCGACAGCCCACCCACAGAAGUGAUAAAACGUUACAAUUGGCCGCACAUGCCCGUCCGGAUCUUUACUUAUCUCAUUGGAGGUGAUAAAAGUCCCGAUCUUCGAAAUACGGCUUGCACAAAUAAAGGAUUUUAUGCAAGAAUAACAAACGUGGACGACAUUCAUGAUAAAGUCUUUGAGUACGUGAAAGUUCUAGCGCGUCCUAUGGUACUCUAUCAGCACGAUCAUCCUAUUCAUUGGAGUCCUGCUUAUGUAGGUGGAAAGAGUAGUAGAUAUGGUAGAGAAAAUCGUGGACAAUUGAUGACAUCUGUGACAGCACCAAUUUUAGAUCGCCGAAAUCAUACGGUGAAAACAGCCAAUUUAUUAGGUAUUGUCGGUACUGAUGUACCUGUUGAGGAGAUUCAGAAACUCGUGCCGCCUUACAAGUUAGGGGUUAAUGGAUAUUCGUUUAUUGUUGACAAUAAUGGCAGAGUUCUGUAUCAUCCUGAUUUGCGGCCUCUCCCUGGAAAUACAGAAUAUGAAGAAACGCUGAAACCUUCAUAUAUAAGUGUAGAUCUAUCGGAAGUUGAACUUGCAGAAUACGAUGGCCCUUCAAUCCCUCCAAAUAAUUCGCUUUUGCUUGAUCUAAGGCGCGACAUGAUCGAUCAAAAGGAAGGAGAAACGGACUUUACAAUCAAAAUGCAUUACGAUGAUAUGAAACGAGUCACAAUUAGAAGGCACAACUACUUUUACAAGCCGAUUGAUGGUACUCCAUUUUCUUUAGGCCUGGCUCUACCGGAGGGUUAUGGCUUGUUUGAAUUGCGCGCUGAGCAGGAAAUCAAGCUGGCUAUCGUAAACGUAACAGACUAUUUCAAGGGAAACAAUUGGAAGGUGCAUCCCGAUUGGAUUUAUUGCGAGUACAGCUCAGCUUCUGAUAAGUUUUUUUCCUCUCCGGAAGAACGUGUCCUGCACUUUCUAUUACGAACGCGCAGGCCGGGGUGGAAAUGGAUGUCCUUGAGACCAAGGAGUCCUAGCUCGCAUCAUAAACAGGCGAGCAAGUCGGAUAAAGAUGCUUAUUAUUGUGAUAAGAAAUUAGUGCAGUCUUUGGUUUUGGAUGCUUUAGUAACAGACGGAUUUGAUAAAAGAGAGGCACAAAGAAUGCAUAAGGAGGAAAAUGAAAACCCUAUUGCCAUACUGAUGGCUCUACUGCACAGUCAAGGUAAGGGUAGAUUCGGCGUCACCAGGAGCUUCAUAGCAACCAGGAGUGGACUUUUGCGAUGGCACGAGCAUCAGCAGAGUGACGAAACCAUCGACGAACCGCGGUUCGCGGAAAAGCACGCAAGAGCCAUGGAUUCGUCGUGGUACAAACGCGCAGUGGAUCAACAUUCCAUAGAACCGGAAAGCUUUGUCUUCAGUGUACCAUUUGAUGCAGCUGAUACUGCCGAUCCACUGGUCACCGCUACCCACGCGGUAUUUGUCGGGAAAAAUCAUAAAGCUCCAGCAGCUGUGGUGGGUUUGCAAUUUCAACACUCAUCUUUGGCAACUCACUUCGUCAACAUCACCUCUACAUGCACCGGUAUGGCGGGAUGUAAAAAAAAUUGCGCCUCGGAGGAACUCGAUUGUUACAUUUUAGAUAACAAUGGAUUUAUUAUUAUAAGUGAACGUCACGAGCAUACCGGAAAGUUCUUCGGCGAAAUAGAUGGGACUAUAAUGGAUUCCUUGGUGCAAGAUAGGAUAUAUAGGUAAAAUAAAUAUACAAAGUAUUAUUAAAAUAUAUUGAAUUAUAAAAGUAAGUCACAGUUUCCAAAAAAUUAUAACUAAACAUAGUUAUUAGUUUAAUAUUAUCACAUUAUGUUGAUAAGAUUAAAAC
Linepithema humile (Argentine ant) is the source of this 3017-nucleotide messenger RNA. Lineage: Eukaryota; Metazoa; Arthropoda; Insecta; Hymenoptera; Formicidae. The record is from RefSeq and is a predicted model, not a curated record.